AUGGUUUCCGCCUCGAAGGCUGCCCGCAUGGCCAAGCGUGCCGACGAGAAGAAGCCCAAGAAGGCCGCCAAGGUCGAGCUCGAUGCCCACGGAAACCCCAUCGUCGAGGAUGCGCCCGCCACUAAGGAUCAGUCCGCCGUUGAUAAGCUCACAGCCCAGAUGGAUAAGCACGGUCUGUCCGAUCGUGUCACCACCGGUGUGCUGUCAUCUCUGCCCGCCUCUCGCGAUGUUAAGAUCACCUCUUGCUCCCUUGUGUUCCACGGAAAGGUCCUGGUCACCGAUUCCACUCUCGAGUUGACCUUCGGUCGUCGCUACGGUCUCCUCGGUGAGAACGGCUGCGGAAAGUCUACUAUCCUCAAGUCCAUUGCUGCCCGCGAGUACCCCGUUCCCGAGCACAUCGAUAUCUACCUUCUGAACGAGGGUGCACCCCCCACCGACUUCGGUGCCCUUGACUGGGUUGUCCGUGAGGCUGAACGCCAGUUGGAUGAUAUGGAGAAGAAGGCCGAGCAGGUUCUUGAGGACGAGGGUCCUGACAGCCCUAUCCUUGAAGACCUAUAUGACCGCAUGGACAAGAUGGAUCCUUCCACUUUCCACGUUCGUGCUUCCCUCAUUCUGACCGGUCUCGGUUUCAACAAGCACACCAUCAACAAGAAGACCAAGGACAUGUCCGGUGGUUGGCGUAUGCGUGUGGCCCUCGCCAAGGCCCUGUUCGUCAAGCCCUCUUUGCUCUUGCUUGAUGACCCCACUGCCCAUUUGGAUUUGGAGGCUUGCGUGUGGCUGGAGGAGUACCUCAAGAAGUGGGAUCGUACUUUGAUCCUGGUUUCUCACUCCAUGGAUUUCCUGAACGGUGUCUGCACCACCAUGCUCGAUAUGCGUGGCCAGAAGCUCCUCUACUACGGUGGUAACUACGAUUCUUACCACAAGACCCGUAGCGAGCAGGAGACCAACCAGACCAAGGCCUACACCAAGCAGCAGGAAGAAAUCCAGCACAUCAAGAAGUUCAUUGCUUCCGCUGGUACCUACGCUAACUUGGUGCGUCAAGCCAAGUCUCGCCAGAAGAUUCUCGACAAGAUGGAGGCCGAUGGUUUCAUUCAGCCCGUCGUUGCCGACCGUGUCUUCACCUUCCGUUUCGCCGAUGUUGAGAAGCUUCCUCCCCCAGUUCUUUCCUUCGACGAUGUCAGUUUCUCUUACUCCGGUAACUGGGAAGAUACUCUGUACGAGCACCUCGACCUCGGUGUCGACAUGGACUCCCGUACCGCCCUGGUCGGCCCCAACGGUGUCGGCAAGUCUACCCUGCUCCGUCUCAUGACCGGCAAGCUCAGCCCCAUCGGUGGUCGUGUCUCCCGUCACACUCACUUGAAGCUCGGUGUUUACAGCCAGCACUCCUCCGAGCAGCUUGAUCUCACCAAGUCCGCCCUGGAGUUCGUCCGUGACCGCUUCCCCGAGAAGUCCCAGGAUUACCAGUACUGGCGCCAGCAGCUCGGCCGUUACGGUCUGAGUGGUGAGGGCCAGACCGCCCUCAUGGGUACCUUGUCCGAGGGUCAGAAGUCUCGUAUCGUCUUCGCUCUGCUUGCCAUCGAGUCCCCCAACAUGAUUCUUCUUGACGAGCCUACCAACGGUCUCGAUAUCCCCACCAUUGACUCCUUGGCCGAUGCCAUCAACGCCUUCAGCGGUGGUGUCGUCGUUGUCUCUCACGAUUUCCGUCUCCUUGACAAGAUUGCCAAGGACAUCAUGGUCUGUGAGGACAAGACUAUCCGCCGCUGGGAUGGUUCCAUCGGUGACUACAAGAACUACCUCCGUAACAAGAUGGUGUCUGCUGGUGCCGUUUAA
Messenger RNA from Penicillium crustosum, 1830 nucleotides. RefSeq names its product ATP-binding cassette family ATPase ARB1. Gene Ontology annotation, molecular function: ATP binding; ATP hydrolysis activity. The record is from RefSeq and is a predicted model, not a curated record. The transcript has 2 exons. Lineage: Eukaryota; Fungi; Ascomycota; Eurotiomycetes; Eurotiales; Aspergillaceae. Bases 1 to 1830 code for a protein of 609 amino acids.